UUGUUGUGCCCUGAUAUCAGGAGCUGGCGGCGAAAAGUUUGAUUAAAAGUUUCAGAGACUGAAACGAAUACAUCAGAUAACACAUAUUUAAGGAAAGAGAAUCGAUAUACAAUUCCGAAAUCGGCUGUAACUGUCACUAGCUAAACAAAGCUUAAAACGAUGUUUGAAUGACCCUGAAUCCAGAAAAUGAAUGGUGACUGAAGUCGCUUAUGGACACGUCGGUAGACUCCUCCUCCUCACCUCAUUGAAAUAAAAAAAAUGAGGGAGUGGGAUGUUUCGGUUCCUCUUUCGUCUCUGACACGCAUAUUCAAUCUAUGGCUGACGGCGAAACAGAGAACCAUUCGGUAGCUAUGGAUAACCGUCCACGGGCAUCAUAACGUCAAUUUUUGUGUGUCCCUAAAACAGAUAUUCGAGAUGAUUCGACUCUGACUGGUUCAACAAACAAAGAUACAUUUCCACAAACAGGGAUAUGUCUUUAUCACGUCGGUUUCCAUCAUCUCUGUAUUGAUGAAGGGGAAUCAGCAGUCAGUGGCCUCAUCUUCUUCUUACAAGCUCAUGCAUGGGAAAUAAUCAAAUCUAGUCUUUGGAGUCUGAUAUCCUCAUGUAGUGAUUUAUGCAUUGCAAAAGAUGUGGAGCUUGCAACAGUGACUUUUCCUAGCAAAGAUUGCAAGCUCAUUUAUAUUAAAGGCAUAAUACUUUACUUAGCUAAUAUCACUAGAGCCUGUCAUCUCCAUGUUAGGAGAGGUUUAGUCAUCAUGCACAGAUGGCCCAACAAAUCAUUUUUGAAUUGGGAACCAUUUAGUUGUUUUGCAGCCAGUGUAAGUGUUGGGUUUUAUCAUCACAAAUCCCCAUGGCAAGGCUGUCACUGACAGCCUGUUAGUUGAUAGGAUUAUGAUCAUACAGGAUUUGCUGUUGGAAGGAGGAACACCUGUCUUUCUUUAGCUAGCAAGCGUCCUGAAAUCCAGGCCACUGGGUUGUUUUGCUUCUUGGUAUACAUUCUUUAUCUAGAUCUGUCUGUGACACUCCUCUCCUACACACUUGCAUACAGCCUUUUACUGAGUACUAAAAGUGGGAUUACAUAGUUGUUUUGGCCACGCUUCCUUAAACUGAGAUUAUUACCCUCCUGCUUCAGAAAAGGACCCUAGGACAUAAUUUAAAUGUGACUAAGGAAACGUAUCUUUUUUUUUGCCAUUGUUGAUAUGCUUAGGCUUUGUCAAAGAGAGCAUCGUAGUGACAUUUGUCUCAUCCUGGAGUGCUUUGAGCCAAGCGGAAAAGACUAUCUAAAGAGCUGGAGGUACCUGUAGCCAAGUCCUUCAUUCACCCCUGUCUCUCCGCACCACUGAAGCCAUGUGUUUACUGUUAUGGCUAUGCCCUGGCAGCCAACCAGAGCGAAAUGGGACUCUGCCAGUGCUAAAGAAUUAGACACAGCCCUGGGAGUUGGACUGGACCAAAGGAUUGCACACACAUAUAUACACACACACACACACACACACACAGACACCAUGCUGCGGAGACAGUAGGCUCCCUGUUUGAGCCCUCGCUGUUUAGUGCUUGUUUUUGUGUGUUUUUUUUCCCUCCGCAAUUCUCAAAGGUUUGGAUGGUUGGGAGCACAAGGGCCACUUUGAAGGAGCCCGGCUGUGGUUUGCCUGGAGCUGACAGACUGCUUGCCAGCUACUGCUGAUUUAAGUACCCUGUGUCCCUCACCACACCUACACCCCUACAUCCACCUUCUCUGCCAACUGUUCCACCCCUGACUGUUCUGGUUAAUGGAGGUCUAAGGGAGUGCAGGCAAGGGUGGGGAACUGUUGCUGACACUGGUCCUGCCGGUCACUUUCAGGCACUUUUUGCACUCCAAGGACUGCUCUCCACUCUGUCCUAACUAAGGACCAUUCCCGCUUAUCUUGGAAGUAAAGAACUACAAGUCAAGGUAGUUAUUUUUUUUUCAAAAGGCUUUUCUACAGGCUGAAGGAUGAAGCUGAAGAAGCAGGUGACUGUGUGUGGAGGAGCCAUAUUCUGUGUGGCCGUAUUCUCCUUAUACCUGAUGUUGGACAGAGUCCAACACGACCCUGCAAGGCGACAGAACGGCGGCGGGAACUUCCCAAGGAGCCAGAUCUCUGUUCUCCAGAACCGCAUAGAACAGCUGGAGCAGCUACUGGAGGAGAACCACCAGAUCAUCAGCCACAUCAAGGACUCUGUCCUGGAGCUGACCGACACCGGCGCUGUGUCCCCCAGCGGAAUGCUGCCUUUCCGCAGUGCCAACGGCUCCUGGGUCCUGCCCUUCGACGGACGCCCCACUUUCCUCUCUGUCAAGCCCCAGGACUGCCAGUUUGCUCAGGGCCGCCGCGGACAGACCGACCUGCAGAUGCUGGACGUGUACUCCCUGCUGAAGUUUGACAAUGUGGACGGGGGUGUGUGGAAGCAGGGCUUUGAGAUCACCUAUGAGCCUGGGGAGUGGGACAGUGAGCCUCUGCAGGUGUUUGUGGUCCCUCACUCCCACAACGACCCAGGCUGGAUAAAGACAUUUGAUAAGUACUACACAGACCAGACGCAGCACAUCUUCAACAACAUGCUGGUGAAGUUGACUGAGGACCCACGCAGGAAGUUCAUCUGGUCCGAGAUCUCCUAUUUCGCAAAGUGGUGGGAGAGCGCUGACAUGCACAAGCAGGAAGCCAUGCGCAAGCUAAUCCUAGGAGGUCAGCUGGAGAUGGUGACUGGAGGCUGGGUGAUGAGUGAUGAGGCCAACGUUCACUACUUCGCCAUGAUCGACCAGCUCAUAGAAGGCCAUCAGUGGCUGGAGAAGAACGUGGGUGUGACCCCCCGGUCAGGCUGGGCUGUGGACCCCUUUGGCCACAGUGCCACCAUGCCCUACCUGCUGAAGAGGGCCAACCUGACCAGCAUGCUCAUCCAGAGGGUCCACUACUCCAUAAAGAAGCACUUCGCCUCCAGCCGCAGCCUGGAGUUCAUGUGGAGGCAGGCCUGGGACCAAAAGUCGGGCACGGACAUCUUCUGCCACAUGAUGCCCUUCUACAGUUAUGACGUGCCACACACCUGCGGGCCGGACCCCAAGAUCUGCUGCCAGUUUGACUUUAAGAGGCUGCCAGGCGGCCGGGUCAACUGUCCUUGGAAGGUCCCUCCGCGGGCCGUGGUGGAGGCCAACGUGGCAGAGAGGGCCCACCUGCUCUUGGACCAGUACCGAAAGAAGUCCAAGCUUUUCCGCAGUAAGGUGGUUCUGGUUCCACUGGGAGAUGACUUCCGCUACGACAAGGCCCUGGAGUGGGACCAGCAGUAUCUCAACUACCAGAGACUCUUUGACUACAUGAACUCUCACCCCGAGAUGCACGUGCAGGCCCAGUUUGGGACCCUGACCGACUACUUCACUGCGGUUUACAAGGCCAACAAUGUGCCCCAGGGUGCCAGACCCCCAGACUACCCGGUGCUGAGCGGGGACUUCUUUGCGUAUGCAGACCGCGAGGACCACUACUGGAGCGGCUACUACACCUCCCGGCCCUUUUACAAGAGCAUGGACCGCGUGCUGGAGUCCCAUCUCCGGGGGGCAGAGAUCCUGUUCAGUCUCGCCGUGGCACACGCUCGCCACACAGGCAUGGAGGGCCGCUACCCCACUUCAGACUACACCCUGCUGACGGAAGCAAGGCGUAACGUCGCUCUCUUCCAGCAUCACGAUGCCAUCACAGGCACCGCCAAGGAGAACGUGGUCAUUGACUACGGCAACAGGUUACUGCACUCCCUGCAGGGCCUGAAGAGAGUGAUCAUUAACGCAGCCCACUUCCUAGUGAUGAAGAACAAGGAUGUGUAUCGUUUCUACCAGACAGAACCCUUCCUAGAGACGGAUGACCGACGUGCCACCCAAGACUCCCUGCCCCAGCGCACACUUAUCGAACUGGACCAGUCAGGACCCAGGUACCUGGUGCUAUUCAACCCGGUGGAGCAGGAUAGGCUGUGUGUGGUUACAGUGUUGGUGAACUCUGCCAGGGUCAGGGUGCUCACAGAGGACGGACAGACCCUCCCUGUGCAGCUCAGUGCCCAGUGGAGCUCUGCUAGCCAGAUGAGUGCAGAGGUCUUCCAGGCCUCCUUCAUGGUGCGUCUGCCUGCCCUGGGCCUGGCUGUGUUCCACCUGUAUGACUCUGCCGACACCCCCAUGACGCUGCGCUCUGAGACCCUGCUGAGGCUGUCUGGUCGGGGGCAGACUGCCCACGCUGUGGAUCCCCUCCCCCUCCGCUCCCAGACGGCAGACCCACAACCCUUCUACAUCUCCACCCAGGCCCUCACACUGGGCUUCUCAGGAACCACCGGCCUGCUGGAGAGUAUCCGUCGUAAAGACGACCCUCAGGAGUUGAAGGUUCAGAUCCAGUUUGUGACAUAUGGUACUCGGUCCUCCAAGGAUAAGAGCGGGGCUUACCUCUUCCUGCCUGACGGAAAGGCUAAGCCCUACAGUCAGAAGGAGCCUCCGGUGGUGCGUGUGGUGGAGGGACCUCUUUUCUCUGAGGUAGUGGCUCUCUAUCAGCACUUCCAACAGACCAUCCGCAUACACAAUGUGCCAGGUGUGGACGGUCUGUCUCUGGAUGUCACCACCAUGGUGGACAUCAGAGAACAGUCUAACAAGGAGCUGGCCAUGCGACUGGUCACUGACAUCCAGAGUGACGACACCUUCUACACAGACCUCAACGGAUUCCAGAUGCAGCCCCGGCGCCGCCUCCUGAAGCUCCCCCUGCAGGCCAACUUCUACCCAAUGACCAGCCAGGCCUACAUCCAGGACAGCCAGCACCGCCUCACCCUGCACUCUGCCCAGGCCCUGGGUGUCACCAGCCUAGAGAGCGGCCAGUUGGAGGUGAUUCUGGACCGGCGGCUGAUGCAAGAUGAUAACCGCGGCCUGGGCCAGGGACUGAAGGACAACAAGAAGACAGCCAACCGCUUCCGCCUCCUACUGGAGAGUAGGUCCACUGGCAACAAGCAUGCUGGCUUCUUUGCCAAACUCUUCUCCAUGUUUCACUCGCUCAUCACAAUCACUCUGAGAGGCGGUGCUCAAGAGGUGGUGGACAGUGGACCAACCAGCUUCCCCUCCCUGCUCAGUCACUUGACCUCGGCCAUCCUCAACCACGAGGUGAUUGCGCUGCCAGUGCUGCCCAAGAAGCGUGGCAUCCCUCCCCUGCACACCUUCGCCCCCCUCACAGGGGCCCUGCCCUGCGACUUCCACGUGAUCAACCUGCGCAGCAUCCAGCACCAGCAGGACACCCACUCCCCGUCUCCCUACACGGCCCUCAUCCUGCAUAGGAAGGGUCUGGACUGUGGUCUGGAGACCCCCAACCCCGGCUUCAACUGUACCACUACCGAGGGACAGCUGGGUUUGUCGUCUCUGUUCCGUAACCUGGACCUCCAGCUGCUACAGCCCGUGUCGCUGUCCCUGAUGUACUCCAGCCCCCCUAUGGCUAACGACUCCUCCAUCAGCCUGGAGCCCAUGGAGAUCUCAGCCUUCAGGCUCAAACUGCGCUAGCCGGGCCCAGAUACACACCUCCACACCAGUCCAGGACCAGACCAGACCCACCCAGACCAGUUUUGGUCCCACCUGGUCCUGCUCUGUUCAGUUUUAUUCUAUAGGAAAACUGCCUCCCAGUGUACAGAGGGGUGGCCACGCUGGUGUUUCCUGGUCCAACCUGUGUAUACACUACGCACUACACACACACACACACACACACACACACACACACACACACACACACGCACUACACACCACACGCACUACACACUCUCUGAACUGUAAAUUCAGCCCGUAAGAGCAGGUAGCAUUCAUGACUACACUCUAUCUGCAGGGGGCAGAAGAUGGCUGUCGCAGACACAGACAGACAAUCUCAGAACCAGAAACCGACAGACAAUCUCAGAACCAGAAACCUUUUGGGGGUUUUGUGCUUGUGAUAAUACAGGUGCUGUCUUUAUCACAGAACAGCUAUUGGCGGUCUUCUGCCUUUGCAUUGCAGUAGUGAUGUCAAGUAACAGAAACAUACUUUGUUUUAAGUUUUUAAGAUAACUUUAUUUGAUUAUUUUUUCUAUCCCAUCCUGGACUAACUACUGAAUGUAAAUAUCACAAGGAUAAGGACCUGGGAAUAACGUGGCGACGAGUGCAAUUUCUAAAGCUUUAUUUGGUGUGGACAGUUUAAAAAAAUCUAUAUUUAAUUCUGAUGGAGCCUACCUGCGGCGGACUAGAGAACUGUUCAUUCCAUUAGGUGCUCAUCACUGCUCAUUGUUUUCUAUUGACUGCAUUAACCGACUGAAUGCAGCUGUGUACUAGCAGUGUGAAUGUGUGCUCUCUCUCUCUCUCUCUCUCUCUCUGUCUCUCUGUCUCUCUGUCUCUCUGUCUCUCUGUCUCUCUGUCUCUCUGUCUCUCUGUCUCUCUGU
Salvelinus namaycush (lake trout) is the source of this 6408-nucleotide messenger RNA. RefSeq names its product alpha-mannosidase 2x-like. NCBI's taxonomy places the organism in Eukaryota, Metazoa, Chordata, Actinopteri, Salmoniformes, Salmonidae. The transcript has 23 exons. Gene Ontology annotation, biological process: protein deglycosylation; mannose metabolic process; N-glycan processing. Gene Ontology annotation, molecular function: alpha-mannosidase activity; carbohydrate binding. Gene Ontology annotation, cellular component: Golgi membrane. The record is from RefSeq and is a predicted model, not a curated record. Bases 1970 to 5509 code for a protein of 1179 amino acids.